This is a messenger RNA of Cylas formicarius (sweet potato weevil), 1517 nucleotides long. RefSeq names its product isocitrate dehydrogenase [NAD] subunit beta, mitochondrial (gene Idh3b). The record is from RefSeq and is a predicted model, not a curated record. NCBI's taxonomy places the organism in Eukaryota, Metazoa, Arthropoda, Insecta, Coleoptera, Brentidae. Bases 103 to 1248 code for a protein of 381 amino acids. Gene Ontology annotation, biological process: tricarboxylic acid cycle; isocitrate metabolic process. Gene Ontology annotation, molecular function: NAD binding; oxidoreductase activity, acting on the CH-OH group of donors, NAD or NADP as acceptor; magnesium ion binding. The transcript has 5 exons. Gene Ontology annotation, cellular component: mitochondrion.
UUCUAUGGUUUGUUCUAUGUUGUGGCGAUAUUACCACUUAAUAAGUUAAAGCUAAUUAGAACAUACUGCAAAUAGUAUAAUUAUUUACAGAAUAUUAUCGUAAUGUCACUUCUUACAAGAAAUUGUCAAAAAAUUUUUAUUCAAACACUUCAAACAACUUCUUUAAGAAAUUUUCACAGCGCAUUGACCGACAAAAAUGCUGCGCAGCAUAUUGAAGAACGACCUGACAGUAGGAUAAAAGCCACAUUGAUUCCUGGAGAUGGUGUAGGGCCAGAGCUAGUAUAUUCAGUCCAAGAAGUUUUUAAAGCAGCAGGUGUUCCUGUAGAUUGGGAAUCAUAUUUCUUUUCUGAAGUCAAUCCUUCUUUGAGCGCACCAUUGGAGGAAGUUGCUAGGUCUAUUAGUAAAAAUCGGGUUGCACUGAAAGGAAUUUUGGCAACACCAGACUAUUCCCAUACAGGGGAAUUACAAACUUUAAAUAUGAAAUUAAGAAAUGCAUUGGAUUUAUAUGCUAAUGUGGUUCAUGUUAAAUCACUACCAGGCAUUAAAUGCCGUCACAGCAAUAUUGACUGUGUUAUUAUCAGAGAACAGACGGAGGGAGAGUACUCCGCUCUUGAACAUGAGAGUGUAAAAGGUGUUGUGGAAUGUUUAAAAAUUGUUACAGCCAAAAAAUCCCAAAGGAUCGCCAAAUUUGCUUUUGAUUAUGCUAUUAAAAAUAAUAGAAAGAAAGUCACUGCAGUGCAUAAAGCCAAUAUUAUGAAACUGGGAGAUGGACUUUUUUUGAGAAGUUGUGAAGAGAUGGCAAAGUUGUAUCCUAAAAUUGAAUUUGAAAAAAUGAUUGUGGAUAAUUGUACAAUGCAAAUGGUUUCUAAUCCACAACAGUUUGAUGUCAUGGUCACACCCAAUCUCUAUGGCAACAUAGUAGACAAUUUAGCCUCUGGUCUUGUUGGUGGAGCAGGCGUGGUAUCUGGCUCUUCUUACUCCGCGGAAAGUGUUGUAUUUGAACCAGGAGCCCGUCACACAUUCUCAGAAGCUGUUGGAAAAAAUGUCGCCAAUCCUACUGCAAUGUUGCUUUGUGCAUCAAAACUGUUGCGACAUGUAAACCUGCCCUUUUAUAGUGAAAUGAUUAGAAAUGCGGUUGAAAAAGUUCUGCAAGAUGGUAAAGUUCGUACAAAGGAUAUUGGUGGACAAUCCAGUACUCAAGAGUUUACAUAUGCUGUUAUUGGAAGUCUCGAAUUACCAAAAAAUUGAUAAAAACUGGUAAAUAUUUUUCUAGAUCUUACUAUGCUUAGGGAUUAGCUGCUGAUUGUUUUGACGCGUAAUUUAUAUAAUUUUAUAAAUGCUCCUUUACUAAAUAUAAGAUGUAAUUUGCAUAAAAAUUAUCCAAAAGUUUCGCAAAACAAAACGAUUUAUUGUUGUGUUAUACUUAUUUUAAAAAUGCAGACCAUUUAGUAUUAUUGUAUAUUUCCUGUUAUUUAUAUUUGUUGUUAUGGACCUGAGUAAAUUAUGCAGUGUUGUUA